This is a messenger RNA of Rotaria sp. Silwood1, 1872 nucleotides long. The record is from the annotation of a GenBank genome assembly. NCBI's taxonomy places the organism in Eukaryota, Metazoa, Rotifera, Eurotatoria, Philodinida, Philodinidae.
AUGAUUCGAUCUCGUUGUUCUCGUCCACAACAAACAUUCGAUUCAAUCGAAUAUAGUAUAGACGAUUCGAAAAUUUCAUUUUUAUUGGUACCAUCAUCAUUAACUAUAACAAAAUGCUUUUCAAUUGAACAUUAUUCACGUUUAUAUCCAGUUCUAAUUACAUUUCCAUCAAAUGCAAUAUUAAAACAAAUUUUAGCAGAAAAAGAAUUCAUGACUUUGAUAUCCGAACAUUCGUCAUUAUCAAUCGAACAAAAGGAUAAUAUUCAACAACAAACUAAAGCUCAUUUUGAAUUACAAGGUAAAGUUUUGGAUGAUGAUAUGCAAUUUAAAUCAAUUGUCUCCAUACAAGACUUAGUAUUAAUUACUAAUAAUAAUAUUCAAUUGAAAUUUCAUGAAAGUAAAGAUGUUCAUAUAAAGUCAGUUAUCAUAGAUAGCUAUCGUGAAAGUCUUCUUCAUCGUCUACCAAUGGAAAAUGGUCAACGACCUCAAACUAGUCCACACCUUGUCUAUCCAAAUGAAAGUUUAGAUUUAUUAUUUGAUACAUUACAUGGUCAAUUAAGUUAUUUAACUGAAUAUUUACAAAGUCAUUUUGGUGAGAGACAUGAAUUUACAACAUAUGAAAUACAAAAACAAACUCCAAUUGAAGGCAAACAAUGGAAUGAAUGGGAAACAGGUAUCUAUCGAAUGCAUGGUGAUAAUGAUGGUACAGUGAAUAUUGCUUUAGCUUCUGAUUGGGGAGCUGGUACACUCGAAGCAGCACUUGUUGCUAGUGCAAUGAUGAAUGGUUUGGAUCUGACUAUGCAACAACAACAGGCUACACCUGAUUUGCCACAUUAUACAAUACAUUUAGGUGAUAUCUAUUAUGUUGGUUUACCAACAGAAAUUCAACAUUGUUGUCUUGGCAUUAAACCGCAUUGGGCUGAUCAAGGUGUUCGAUGGCCUAUCGGACAAAAUGGUAGUUUGACAAUACCAGGAAAUCAUGAAUUAUAUAGUCGUGGCUUUGGUUAUUGGGAUUAUUUUUUGCCAGCAGUUGGUUUAUUCAAUCCUGAAGAUUUAACAGAACCUAUACAAUCACAGAAAACUUCAUAUUGGGUACUAGAAAAUGAUCAAUGGAGAAUUAUUGGACUUGAUACUGGCUAUGAUUCGUUUUCAUUAUUGGCUAUUGAUAAUUUGUCAAUUAAAUUACCACCUGAAUUAAUGGAUUGGCUCAAAACAGUCGUUGGUCUUAGUCCACAAAUGACUGAUAAACGUGGAUUAAUCUUUUUCUCACAUCAUCAAGUUAUUAGUGCAUGGAAUGAAAAACCAAAUACAGAUUUCCCGGAACAAAUAGCAUCUUUAUUACCCGAAGGGCGAACAGUUCUGUGGUUAUGGGGUCAUGAACAUCGUUUAAGUUUUUAUGAGAAACAAACUAUUUCAACAUCGAUUGAUUCAGGCAAAAAUCUAAUAUUCUAUGGUCGAUGUGUUGGCAAUUCUGGUUUUCCAACAUUGGCAAAAGAGCUUCCGGUUAAAGCUCGUGAGACACAAUUAUUAUUUUACGAUGAUCGAUUAUAUCAUUUUCAUGACAAUGAAAUUUCACCUGAUCUGUCAUUAGGUUUCAAUGGUUAUGCUACAAUGAAAUUCAUACGUCCGAAUAAGUCAAGCGACAUAAGUUUACAUAUGAGUUAUAAAACUUUAAGCUUGCAUAAGGAUGGUCAAUUAACCCAUGAAAAUCCAACUAUACUUGUUAACGAAGAAUGGUCAGUUGAUUCGAAUGGUAAUGUUGUUCUCGUCAAAUUAGAACCUGUGAAUAAAGAGCUUACAAAAGCUGUACACACAGAUAUUAGUCAAAAUGAACUAACACUAAAUGAAUCAAGCUGCUGUAUAAUAUUGUAA